Molecule: messenger RNA, 228 nt
Organism: Leptomonas pyrrhocoris
Lineage: Eukaryota; Euglenozoa; Kinetoplastea; Trypanosomatida; Trypanosomatidae
Exons: 1
Coding region: 1-228 (75 amino acids)
Source: RefSeq, a predicted model, not a curated record
AUGAGUAUUCCGUCUGCGGUUGUGGCCCUUCUCGGUGGAUCGAUGCCGGCCACCGACUUUGCCAGUUGUGGGCCGAAUGGGGUGGUCCCUACUAACCUCCGCCGACCACCCCUGGAGUUCCACUGCCGUUUGAAAAUAUCCCAGGGAAUGGUAACGCGCAUUAGCGUGAGCAGGCCUGUGCUUCCGUGUGCGCAGCUGAAGGUGCAGGCCUACUUCUAUCGAAGUUGA